AUGGUCAAUCGUUGGAACAAUGAGUUAUUCAAACAGCUGGAACCCAUAGGAGAGGAAGACAAACACACCGAGAGUUUGAAUGACUUCCAACUUUUCCAAGGGAUAAAAGAUGAGUUACAAUCUGGUAACCAACGUAAAAUUGGACUAAAUCCAACAUUUUCUGCAAUCACCCAGGAGAGAAAGGCUACUGAAGUGUUGCCAAGUCCUGUAAAUUCAUCCUUCGUACCAUUGAAGGCAUAUUCUACUUUUGAUCAUAAACCUUAUCGACCCCGAAAUAGACAAAACCGUAUAGAUGAGUUAGAAAUGAAGGUGGAACGUAUAGAAUCGCAGUUUGAUAAGAUAAGGAAAUUGGGUAAUGAUACUUUUCGACCGAUUGGGGUUGGUAGAACAUUGAAUGAAAUGACACCAGAAUAUCGCGAAAAAUUAAAGAGGCAAUUAAAUAAUAGCGAAUUAUGCGACGUUGAAGUAGAACUGUUACCUUCUCUUUCUCAAGAAAAUAUCGACGUUAAUAUCGCUAAUACUGAUAAUACUAAUAAUGAUAACAUUAGUAAUACUUCUUCGGAUACAUCGAACGAUAGUGACAGGAAUAACACUCAUGAAGAUACUGAUAUUGCUAACCAUAUACGGGUUCCACAUGCGAGACCUAGAUUUUUUAAUGACGAUAGUGAGAGUGAUACUUACGGAGCUCCAACCCACUUUGAUCCGGAUGCUUCGCCUGAUUUUCAUGACUAUAUGAUGGCAGGAGUGCCUUUUCCUGAGCCUUCUUACGAGGAGCGCCUCUCAGAUGAUGAGGAUAAAUUAAAACCAAAUAGUCGGCAAACAUCAUCAUCCCCAUCAUCCUCGUCAUCAUCACCCUCUCCAUUACCAUCCAGUUCUGCGGGCGAAGGAAAUGAAGAGGAGAAGGACUUGGUAGCAAAACAAGUUAACGAAGCCGGAACGGAGAGAGUAGUUACAUUUGAGAAACCUAUAAGUAAUGAAAGUCGUGAAACGUCAACAUUUUCAUUAUUAGGCAAUACAUCGAAGGUACAAACUGAAUGGCUCGAUUCACCAAGGAAAGAGGUGGAAGAGAACAGGAUAAAUGUAGGUAAAGCAGAGAACAAAGAUGAAAGCGAUAGUAAUGACUCAAGUUCUAUACUACCGCCGCUUGCAGAUUUAGAAACAUAUAAUACAGAUAAGAUACCAAAUAAUGCACAAGUACGUGCUAUAUCUACAUCAAGCGCAUUAAGUGUAGUAACUUCUUCAACUAUCCCAUCAUUACGUAUUCCCUCUAUAAAUCUUCCAGACGAUGAAUUUGUGCAUAUUGGGACCAGUCAAGAUACGAAAUCAAAUAAUAACAAAAUUCUAAAUAACAUUGACGAUAAAAGUCUGGCCAGUGCAAGAACUCUAUUAAAUUCGACUAGAUCCACAAUUAAUAAGAUUCCAAUUGAUUAUUUAGAGAUGUUACGUAGUCAAAAGAAGCACACAAAUGAGAAAACUGGCUCGGAUGCCCAUGUUUCUGCAGUCAUAGGCGACGAUGUUGAUGAGAGGGGUGAAAGUAGUGGCGAGGGAUUUAUGGAGGAUCAUGCAAUUAACAUGUCUGAUACGGUCGAUACCAAGGAAACUUCUCGAAUAGUCAGUACAGAGCUGAUAUUAAAGAGGUUAGGAAAAGAAAUAAAUGAUGAAUUAUAA
This is a messenger RNA of Naumovozyma dairenensis CBS 421, 1668 nucleotides long. It is a transcript of the gene MND2, whose product is annotated as Mnd2p. Gene Ontology annotation, cellular component: anaphase-promoting complex. The record is from RefSeq and is a predicted model, not a curated record. Lineage: Eukaryota; Fungi; Ascomycota; Saccharomycetes; Saccharomycetales; Saccharomycetaceae. The coding region runs from base 1 to 1668 and encodes 555 amino acids. Gene Ontology annotation, biological process: anaphase-promoting complex-dependent catabolic process. The transcript has a single exon.